Messenger RNA from Amphibalanus amphitrite, 1887 nucleotides. RefSeq names its product acetylcholine receptor subunit alpha-like 1. Lineage: Eukaryota; Metazoa; Arthropoda; Thecostraca; Balanomorpha; Balanidae. The transcript has 4 exons. Gene Ontology annotation, biological process: chemical synaptic transmission; nervous system process; regulation of membrane potential. Gene Ontology annotation, molecular function: transmembrane signaling receptor activity; extracellular ligand-gated monoatomic ion channel activity; neurotransmitter receptor activity. The record is from RefSeq and is a predicted model, not a curated record. Gene Ontology annotation, cellular component: neuron projection; synapse; membrane. Bases 256 to 1566 code for a protein of 436 amino acids.
UGGACGGACUACCAGCUGUCCUGGGACCCGGCCGAGUACGGCAACACCACCCGGCUCUACGUGCCCUCGGAGAACAUCUGGCUCCCCGACAUCGUCCUCUACAACAAUGCUGACGGCAACUACGAGAUCACCAUCAACAACACCAAGGCGGAGCUGUCCCCCAGCGGAAGGGUGUCCUGGAGGCCGCCGGCCAUCUACAAGUCCUACUGCCAGAUCGACGUCGAGUACUUCCCCUUCGACGAGCAGAACUGCAUCAUGAAGUUCGGCAGCUGGACCUACGAUGAUAACAAUCUGGACCUACGUCACGCGGCUCAUACCAACGAGUCCGAGCUAGACUCUGUAGUUCCAUACGGCGUGGACCUGCACGACUACUACCUGAGCGUCGAGUGGGACCUGAUGCAGGUCCCCGCGCACCGGCACAAGGUCUACUACAACAGCUGCUGCAAGGAGAGUCGCUACAUCGACAUCUCCUUCAACAUUACCAUGAGGCGCAAAACCGUGUUCUACACAGUGAACCUCAUCAUCCCCUGCGUGGGCAUCAGCUGCCUGACCAUCCUGGUGUUCUACCUGCCGUCCGACUCGGGCGAGAAGGUCACCCUGUGCAUCUCGAUCCUGCUGUCGCUGACCGUGUUCUUCCUACUGCUGGCCGAGAUCAUCCCUCCGACGUCUCUGGCGGUGCCGCUGCUCGGCAAGUACCUGCUCUUCACCAUGGUGCUGGUGACGCUGUCGGUUGGGUGCACCAUCUGUGUGCUGAACAUCGGGUACCGCUCGCCGAGCACCCACCGCCUGUCGUCACGAGCCCGCCGGGUCCUGCUGGAGUGGCUGCCGCCUCUGCUGCUGAUCCGCCGCCCGCAGAGAGCGCCCUCCGAGCCACCGCUCCACGAGCUCUGCGAGGUCGAGUCGGAGACACAGGCCGAGCUGGAGGGAGCUGGUGUCGAGCUGCCGCCUCUGACGGUCCGCUCUGCAGAGCACCACCAGCUCUGUCCCGCCCUGAGCGCGCACCUCCCGUCUGAGCCAGGCCCCUCUCGCCACCAACCGGUCCCCGACACCCCCUGGUCCCAGCCCCCCAGUUGCGGCUCUCCAGGCCCUCCGUGGCUCGGGGCUGCCUCCCCUGGACCCAGCACGGCCUAUGUCAGCUCCCCCGGACCCAGCACCCUUCAUCGCUGCCCCUCUGGGCCCAGCGCUCUCCGUCCCGGCUCCCUGGAAUCAGUGACCUCCCCUGACGGCUGGUCGGUUCCAUCAGCCUCUCGACCCGUAACGAGCCUUAUUGCUCAACACGAACAUCUACAGAAAGCGCUGCAGAACGUGAACACCAUAGCCAGUCGCAUCAACAAUCUGGACGCAUUUGAAGAGGUGGAGUCUGACUGGCGGUACGUGGCCAUGGUGCUGGACCGCCUGUUCAUGUGGCUGUUCACUGUGGCGUGUACGUGCGGCACGUGCGGCAUCCUGCUGCAGGCACCGCUGCUGUACGACCACACCACCCCCAUCGACAGGAUCAAGUCGCGGGUGGCUCGUGCCAACCUCAGCUCCAUGGGCGACGAGGACUGGCAGAACCGUGAGGAAUGAGCAACGAUCUGCGCUUAAAAGCUCAUGUUUGACUUAUUGUUUCCUUUAGGUGUAUGCAUACUGGUAAUUUACUCGUGUAUCAUGAGGCAGCUUUACAAUUAAUCACUCAAGAAGGCAAUACAUAUGAAUAAUUGACCCCUAAUAUUUGAUCUUAGUCAAUACGUAAGAUAUUUAGCUGAAUAUUUAUAUAUGUGUGCGACCUAAAAGUGACAGUUAUUUCGCACACCAAUGAUGUUCUUAUACCUACAUGACGAUCUUACAACUGUAUGCAUAUGUCUCUAUCAAAUAAACUACCCGUUUAGUUCCGGGACUGCAUAUAAC